CCUAUGAUGCCCCUAAGCCCCCAGCUCCACAGGGCUGUGCUCCUGGCUACCAUCCUGAUGCUGCUGCUUCGGGUGAAGGGGGUGAGGCCGCAGAAGGGGGGUCCAGACCCCACCAAGAGCAGCCAGAAAGAGACCCUGCCCUCCACAGACCAGGGUGAAGAGCAGUUUGAAGAGCGGUUUGUGGCCUCCUCGAUGGGGGAGAUGUGGCAGCUGCUAGACAUGGCCCAGCAGGAGGACGAGAUGGCGGGCACGGUGGUGGCACGCGUCCACCUCUUCAGCCUGGCCUUCUGUGUGAACCUGGCCAGCAUCAUGGUUUUUUUAUGA
Messenger RNA from Orycteropus afer afer, 324 nucleotides. It is a transcript of the gene SOFU1, whose product is annotated as LLLL and CFNLAS motif containing 1. NCBI's taxonomy places the organism in Eukaryota, Metazoa, Chordata, Mammalia, Tubulidentata, Orycteropodidae. Gene Ontology annotation, biological process: fusion of sperm to egg plasma membrane involved in single fertilization. The record is from RefSeq and is a predicted model, not a curated record.